AUGGCGCAAAAUACGCUCGAAACAACGUUCGACACCCGCGGAAGAGCCACAGACGAACGGCCGAAAUGCGAUUUACCUAUACGAGAUACGACAAGUUUCCUCACACGAUUCUUCCUGCGCCUCAGACCACAGCCCCAUGUAGACGUGGAGGGAGUGCUACGGAGCUAUCCGCCUGGUCAGGACGGCGAGGCUGACCAGCAUGUCAUGUUAGGCGCUACAUUGACUUUCUGA
Molecule: messenger RNA, 231 nt
Organism: Paracoccidioides lutzii Pb01
Exons: 2
Coding region: 1-231 (76 amino acids)
Source: RefSeq, a predicted model, not a curated record